GGCUGACUUGCAGGCCCUCCGCGGCUUUCUAGUAGAAUCUCCAAAAGCCCCUCUUCCUUUUCGCCGGAUCUUCUUGUGCACAUCAUCGCAUAUCCCAAAGCAGAAACGCAAAAGAAACCAGCAAUCCAAGCACGCGGCUGGUGCGAAGCAGCCAAGGACCAACGAAGCGGGAGGGAGUUGACGAUGGGGCAGUGCGGAUGCUUCGGGGCGGCGCAGAAGGAGCAGCGGGCGGAGGCCGACCGCCUCGAGGCGCAGGAGGCCCGCGCAAGGGCCGCCGAGGCCGCCCAGAAGAGGCAGCAGGAAUAUGAAAAGUCAGCUGCUGGACGAGCAGCACGAGCACAGAUUAAAGCUAUGAAGGAGGCCAAGACAUCAUCAAACCAAGGAGAGCCGGUUCUGAAGUGGCAGAUGGGGUAAAUCAUCAUAUGUGUCCUUGCAACCUUCAGCGUGGGCCCAAUAUGAGGAACAGAAGAGACCAGCUUCAUUUCCGCACACUUUUGUAAAGUCUGUAAUGAGAAGUGCUACUGCAGUGUUUGAUUUCGUGAACUAUCAGAAAGUAUGAAGUGAAAAUUGAUGACGGGGAUAUAAUUUAGAACAAAACUUCAAUUGUGACUUCUUACUGGCGUUUUGGCUCCCGGGAGCAUUUGCUCCCGGGUGAACAGUAACACGAAAAAAAAUAUUAUAUGUUUUCGAAAAAUUCUGAAAUUUUUUGUAGAUGAUUGUAUUAGUGUUGCAAACAUGCAUGACAAUUUUCAUGCGAAACGGAGCUGCGGUGUUUCGUCGGCAAAAAAACAAACAAAUUUGGGGUAACUUUUGGUGUUCGAUUUGUUAUUUUUGUACAAGCCAAAAUGUUUAAUAUUUUUGCCUCAAAAUUUGCAGGUAGCAUUUGGAUGUGACUAAGUACACAAACAAAUUUUGUCUUGAUUUUUUUUCAUUUCAACAAUUUUUUUUGGCCACGGGAGCCAAAUUGACUUUCCGCUUCUUAUUGUUUUAUUCUAUGAUCACCAUAGUUCUACUCUGGUGCACGUUAUUU
Triticum aestivum (bread wheat) is the source of this 1030-nucleotide messenger RNA. RefSeq lists its product as uncharacterized. The coding region runs from base 184 to 414 and encodes 76 amino acids. Lineage: Eukaryota; Viridiplantae; Streptophyta; Magnoliopsida; Poales; Poaceae. The record is from RefSeq and is a predicted model, not a curated record. The transcript has 4 exons.